This is a messenger RNA of Daucus carota subsp. sativus, 916 nucleotides long. Its product is annotated as glutenin, high molecular weight subunit DX5. Bases 56 to 766 code for a protein of 236 amino acids. The record is from RefSeq and is a predicted model, not a curated record. Lineage: Eukaryota; Viridiplantae; Streptophyta; Magnoliopsida; Apiales; Apiaceae. The transcript is spliced from 2 exons.
UUUCCUUUCUACAUAAAAUACUCUUUUAGUACCCGUGCUAAGUUCUCAAAGGAAAAUGUAUUUCAAGAUCCAUCUUUUAUUCCUACUAAUUUCCUUGCUUGCUGCAGAUUUCUUGCAUACUACUUCAGGAUCCCAACUGCUUAAUGAAAAGCAAUUUGAAGACCAAGCAUGCGUAGUAGUUGGAGGACAACAAGUUUGUGGCCAGCCUUCAAGACGUCAACAACCUGGUGGGCGACAAGUCCAACAACCAAGUAUCCCUAAACGACAACAACCUGGUGGACAACAAGGUAGUCAAUAUGGAAGGAACCCACAUCAAUGUGACAAUAUAGUUGGAGGACAACAAUCAUGUGGCCAACAACAAGGACAACUAGGUGGAAGUCAACAAGGACAAGGACAACAUGGUAGCCAACAAGGACAACUAGGUGGAAGUCAACAAGGACAAGGACAACAUGGUAGCCAACAAGGACAACUAGGUGGAAGUCAACAAGGACAAGGACAACAAGGUAGCCAACAAGGACAAUCACAAGGACAACUAGGUGGAAGUCAACAUGGAGGAGACCAAAAACAAUGUGGCAAUAUAGUAGGAGGACAACAACAAUGUCAGGGACAACAAGGUAAACAAGGACAAGGACAACAAGGUAGCCAACAAGGUAAGCAAGGACAAGGACAACAAGGUAGCCAACAAGGACAAGGUGGAAACAACCCAUGUCAAGAUGGAUACCAACAAGGUCCAUAUGGUCAACAACCUUGUCAUAAACAUGAGUGAGCACAAAAUUAAGCAAGUGAUACUGUGUCAAUUUCCGGUUUCAAUAAUGUUUACCCUAAUAAAACACGAACAUAUAUGAUUAUAUGUUCAGAAUAAAGAAUGUUAUAAGUAAUCACUUUUUUCUUAAUAAAAUGGUAUGUUUGUAUGAAA